Molecule: messenger RNA, 8232 nt
Organism: Oncorhynchus tshawytscha (Chinook salmon)
Lineage: Eukaryota; Metazoa; Chordata; Actinopteri; Salmoniformes; Salmonidae
Product: serine-rich adhesin for platelets
Exons: 12
Coding region: 1-7980 (2659 amino acids)
Molecular function (GO): protein binding
Source: RefSeq, a predicted model, not a curated record
AUGGACACCCACUUCAGUGGUGCCACCACACCCUCAACAGUCUCCUCAAGUGAUGCAUCCUCUUCCUCAACUACAUUGACUUUCACUUCAAGUGUUACCACCACUCCCUCAACAGUAGCUUCAAGUGAUGCCACUGCUACUGCAUCAACAUCAGCAGUCUCUUCAAGUGAUGCCACCACUCCUUCUACAGUCACUUCAAGCAGUCCCACCACUCCCUCAACAGUCACUUCAAAUGUUGCCACCACACCCUCAACAGUCACUUCAAGUGAUGCCACCUCUCCCUCAACUACAUUGACUUUCACUUCAAGUGUUACCACCACUACUACACCGACAGAAAUAUUAACUGUGGCCACAAUUCCUUCAACUACAUUGACAGUCACUUCAAUUCAUAACACCACUAUUACAUCAUCAUCAGCAGUCACUUCAAGCAAUGCCACCGCUCCUUCAAAAUUAGCUUCAAGUGGUGCCACCGCUACAACAUCAAUUUCAGUAGUCUCUUCAAGUGAUGUAACCACUGCUUCAACAGUCACUCCAAGUGACGCCACCAAUCCCUCAACUGCAUUGACAUCAACUUCAAAUGAUGCCACCACUCCCUCAUCUACAUCAAUAGUCACUUCAAGUGAUGCCACCACUACUACAUCAGCAUUCAGUUCAAGUGAUGCCAUCUCUCCCUCGACAUCAACAGUCUCUUCAAGUGAUGCCACCGCUACUAUAUCAACAUCAGCAGUCUCUUCAAGUGAUGCCACCACUCCCUCAACUGCAUCAAUAGUCACUUCAAGUGAUGCCACCACUACUACAUCAACAUCAGCAGUCACUUCAAGCAAUAACACUGUUCCUUCAACAUUCACUUCAAGUGAUGCCACCGCUACCACAGCAACAUCAGCAUUCACUUCAAGUGAUGCCACCACUCCCUCGACAUCAAUAUUCACUUCAAAUAAUGCCACCUCUCACUCAACUACAUCGACAGUCACUUCAGACGAUACUACAUCAACAUCCACUUCAAGUGAUGCCACCACACCCUCAAGUACAUUGACAGUCAGUUCAAGUGUUGCCACCACUCUGUCAACAGUCACUUCAGGUCAUGCCACCACUACUACACCAAGAGUAACUUCAAAUGCUGCCAUCAUUCCCUCAACUACAUCAACACCCACUUCAAGUGAUGCCACCACUCCUUCAAGUACAUCGACAAUCAGUUCCAGUUUUGCCACCACUCUGUCAACAGUCACUUCAGGUGAUGCCACCUCUUCCUCAACUACAUCAACUUUAACUUCAAGUGAUACCACCACUACUACACUGACAGUAACAUUAACUGUGGACAGAAUUCCCUCAACUACGUCGACAGUCAGGUCAAGUGAUGCCACCACUGCCUCAACAGUCACUUCAAGUCAUGAUUCCAAUGUUACAUCAACAUCAGCAGUAACUUCAAGGGAUGCCACCGCUCAUUCAAAAUUCGCCUCAAGUGAUGCCAACUCUACUAAAUCAUCAUCAUCAGCAGUCACUUCAAGCAUUAACAUCGUUCCUUCAACAUUCACUUCAAGUGAUGCCACCGCUACCACAUCAACAUCAGCAUUCACUUCAAGUGAUGCCACCACUCCCUCAACAUCAAUAUUCACUUCAAGUGAUGCCACCAAUCCCUCAACUGCAACGACAUCAACUUCAAAUGAUGCCACCACUACUACACCGACAUUAACAGUAAUUUCAAGCGAUUCCACCACUCCCUCAAAAGCCACUUCAAGUGAUGCCACCACUCCCUCAUCUACAUCAAUAGUCACUUCAAGUGAUGGCACCACUCCCUCAACUGCAUUGACAUCAACUUCAAAUGAUGCCACCUCUCCCUCGACAUCAAUAUUCACUUCAAUUGAUGCCACCUCUCCUCCUACAUUCGCUUCAAGCAAUCCCACCACUCCCUCAACAGUCACUUCAAGUGAUGCCACCUCUCCCUCAACUACAUCGAUAGUCACUUCAGAUGAUACUACAUCAACAACCACUUCAAAUGUUGCCACCACUGCCUCAACAGUCACUUCAAGUAAUGCCAUCACUCCCUCAACUACACUGAUAGUAACUUCAGAAAAUGCCACAUGGACACCCACUUCAGGUGAUGCAACCUCUUCCUCAACUACAUCAACAUUCACUUCAAGUGGUGCCACCACACCCUCAACAGUCACUUCAAGUGAUGCCACCUCUCCCUCAACUACAUUUACUUUCACUUCAAGUGUUACCACCACUACUACACUGACAGAAAUAUUAACUGUGGCCACAAUUCCUUCAACUACAUUGACAGUCACUUCAAGUGAUGACACCACUGCUUCAACAGUCACUCCAAGUGAUGCCACCGCUACAACAUCAAUUUCAGUAGUCUCUUCAAGUGAUGUAACCACUCCCUCAACAGUCACUCCAAGUGACGCCACCAAUCCUUCAACUGCAUCGACAUCAACUUCAAGAGAUGCCACCACUACUACAUCGACAUUAACAGUAAUUUCAAGCGAUACCACCACUCCCUCAAAAACCACUUCAAGUCAUGCCAACACUACUACAUCAACAUCAGCAGUCACUUCAAGCGAUAACACUGUUCCUUCAACAUUUACUUCACGUGGUGCCACCGCUACUACAUCAGCAUCAGCAUUCAGUUCAAGUGAUGCCAUCUCUCCCUCGACAUCAACAGUCUCUUCAAGUGAUGCCACCGCUACUAUAUCAACAUCAGCAGUCCCUUCAAGCGAUGCCACCACUACCUCGACAUCAACAGUCACUUCAAGAAAUGCCACCUCUCCCUCGACAUCAACAGUCACUUCAAGUGAUGCCACCACUCCCUCGACACUAACAGUUACUUCAAGUGAUGCCACCUCUCCCUCGACAUCAACAGUCACCUCAAGUGAUUCCACCACUACAUCAACAGUCACUUCAAAUGAUGCUACCGCUACAUCGACAGUCACUUUAAGUGAUGCGACCUCUCCCUCAACUACAUUGACAGUCACAGCUAGUGAUGCCACCUCUAACUCAACAUCAACAGUCACUUCAAGUGAUGCCACCGCGACUAUAUCAACAUCAGCAGUCUCUUCAAGUGAUGCCACCAAUCCCUCAACUGCAUCGACAUCAACUUCAAAUGAUGCCACCACUCCCUCAUCUACAUCAAUAGUCACUUCAAGUGAUGCCACCACUACUACAUCAACAUCAGCAGUCACUUCAAGCAAUAACACUGUUCCUUCAACAUUCACUUCAAGUGGUGCCACCACUACUACAUCAACAUCAGCAGUCACUUCAAGCGAUAUCACUGUUCCUUCAACAUUCACUUCAAGUGGUGCCACCACUCCCUCAACAUCAAGAGUCACUUCAAGUGAUGCAACCUCUACCUCAACUACAUCUACAGUCACGCCAAGUAAUGCCACUACUAAGUCAACAUCAACAGUCAGUUCAAGAGAUACUACCACUACAGCAACAGUCAGUUCAAGUGAUGCUACCACUACAUUGUCAGUAUCUUCAAGUGAUGCCACCUCUCCCUCGACAUCAACAGUCACUUCAAGUGAUGCUACCACUACAUCAACAGUCCCUUCAAUUGAUCCCACCACUACCUCAACAUUAACAGUCACUUCAAGUGAUGCCUCCACUCCUUCGACAUCAACAGUCACUUCAAGUGAUGCCACCAAUACAUCAACAGUCACUUCAAGUUAUGCUACCACUACAUUGACAGUCACUUCAAGUGAUGCUUCCACUACAUCGACAGUCUGUUCAAGUGAUGCCUCCACUCCGUCGACAUCAACAGUCACUUCAAGUGAUGCCACCACUACAUCAAUAGUCACUUCAAGUGAUCCCACCACUACCUCGACAUUAACAGUCACUUCCAGAAAUGCCACCUCUCCCUCAAUAUCAACAGUCACUUCAAGAUAUGCAACCUCUCCCUCAACUACAUCUACAGUCACGCCAAGUAAUGCCACCUCUCCCUCGACAUCAACAGUCAGUUCAAGUGAUACUACCGCUACAGCAAUAGUCAGUUCAAGUGAUACUACCUCUACAUCGACAGUAUCUUCAAGUGAUACCACCUCUCCCUCGACUUCAACAGUCAAUUCAAGUGAUGCCACCACUACAUCAACAGUCACUUCAAGUGAUGCUACCACUACAUUGACAGCUACUUCAAGUGAUGCCACCGCUUCCUCAACUACAUCAAUAGUCAUUCCAAGUGAUGUCACCUCUCCCUCUACAUCAACAGUUACUUCAAGUAGUGCCACCACUACAUCGACAGUCAUUCCAAGUGAUGCCACCACUCACUCGACAUCAACAGUCACUUCAAGAGAUGCCACGUCUCCCUCGACAUCAAACGUCACGCCAAGUUAUGCCACCACUUCCUCAACUACAUCAACAGUCACUUCAAGUGAUGAUACCGCUACAUCGACUUCAACAGUCACUUCAAGUGAUGCUACUACUACAUUGACAGUCCCUUCAAGUGAUCCCACCACUACCUCGACAUCAACAGUCACUUCAAGUGAUGCAAUCUCACCCUCAACUACAUCUACAGUCACGCCAAGUAAAGCCACCUCUAAGUCAACAUCAACAGUCAGUUCAAGUGAUACUACCACUACAGCAACAGUCAGUUCAAGUGAUGCUACCACUACAUCAUCAGUAUCUUCAAGUGAUGCCACCUCUCCCUCGACAUUAACAUUCACUUCAAGUGAUGCCACCUCUCCUUUGACAUCAACAGUCACUUCAAGUGAUCCCACCGAUUCCUCGCCUACAUCAAUUGUCUCUUCAAGUGAUGCCACCUCUCCCUCGACAUCAACAGUAUUUUCAAGUGAUACCACCUCUUCCUUGACAUCAACAGUAUUUUCAAGUGAUGCCACCACUCCCUCGACAUUAAAAGUCACUUCAAGUAAUGCCACGUCUCCCUCGACAUCAACAGUCACUUCAAGAAAUGCCACCUCUUCCUCGACAUCAACAGUCACUUCAAGUGAUGCCACCAAUACAUCAACAGUCACUUCAAGUGAUGCUACCACUACAUUGACAGUCACAUCAAGUGAUGCUACCACUACAUCGACAGUCUCUUCAAGUGAUGCCUCCACUCCUUCGACUUUAACAGUCACUUCAAAUGAUGCCACCACUACAUCAACAGUCACUUCAAGUGAUCCCACCACUACAUCGACAGUCCCUUCAAUUGAUCCCACCACUACCUCGGCAUUAACAGUCACUUCAAGAAAUGCCACCAAUACAUCGACAGUCUCUACAAGUGAUCCCUCCACUCCUUCGACUUUAACAGUCACUUCAAGUGAUGCCACCACUACAUCAACAGUCACUUCAAGUGAUCCCACCACUACAUCGACAGUCCCUUCAAUUGAUCCCACCACUACCUCGGCAUUAACAGUCACUUCAAGAAAUGCCACCAAUACAUCAACAGUCCCUUCAAGCGAUGCCACCACUACCUCGACAUCAACAGUCACUUCAAGAAAUGCCACCUCUCCCUCGACAUCAACAGUCACCUCAAGUGAUUCCACCACUACAUCAACAGUCACUUCAAAUGAUGCUACCACUACAUCGACAGUCACUUUAAGUGAUGCGACCUCUCCCUCAACCCCAUUGACAGUCACAGCUAGUGAUGCCACCUCUAACUCAACAUCAACAGUCACUUCAAGGGUUGCUACCACUGCAUCGAUAGUCUCUUCAAGUCAUAACACCUCUCCUUCAACUACAUCAAUGUUUAUUUCAAGUGAUGGCACCUCUUCUUCUACAUCGAAUGUCACAUCAAGUAAUGCCACCACUAUAUCAACUUUCACUUCAAGUAAUGCCACCACUACAUCAACAGUCACUUCACGUAAUGCCACCACUACAUCAACAGUCACUUCAGGUGAUGCCUCCACUGCAGAGACAGCCAGUUCAAGUGUUGACACUAUUCCCUCCACUUCAACAGUUUCUUCAACUGUGGUCACCAUUCCCUCAACUACAUUGACGGUUACUUCAACUGUGGCAACCAUUCCGUCAAAUACACUGACAAGUGAUGCCACAACUACUACAUCAACAUCAGAGGUAACUUCAAGCGAUGCAACAAUUCCCUCAACAGUCUCUUCAAGUGUGGUCACCACUCACUCAACAGUCACUUCAAAUGAUACCACCACUCCCUCAACUACAUCUAUUGUCACUUCAAGUUAUACCACCUCUCCCUUGCAAUAUACAGUCACUUCAAGUGACGCCACCUCUCCCUCAACUACAUCGACAGAGAACUCAAUUGUUGACACUACUCUCUUGAUAUCAACACCCUCUUCAAAUUAUAUUACAUCAACAGUCACUUCAAGUGAUCCCACAACUCCCACUUCUCCAUCAACAGCCACAAGUGAGGUCACCACUCUAAGACUAAUAAUGUCAUCAACAAGUGGUACUACUACAGUGUUAACAGGUACAGAUACCUCAGCAGUUGUAGCAGUAUCUACACCGUCCACCCCUUCACUAGGACUAACAUCCAGAGACACUACUUUGGUGACAACAAUCAAAACCACUGUUGCAGAAUGCAUGUCAGAUGCUCUGUUGAAUGUCAUCAGGCUGGAGGAUGUCACCAGUAAGUUAAUCAGUGUGAGUUGGACUGGUAUUACCCUGGACCAGCAGAUACAGUACAAGGUGAAGCUGGCGUCUAAUUCCAACACAACUCAGAUUGAGACCUCGGCCACCAAAGCUGUUUUCUCAGACCUUACUCCUGGAACCAUAUACACUCUGAUGAUUGAGUACUUAUCCUGCUACAUCAAGAAAAACAUUUCAAGAGACAUAAUCACUGCUGGAAAGGUCUAUGAAUCUUCCACUCGAAUUCCAGGCAGAGAGUUUUUGUCUGAUUAUUCAAAUCAAUCCAGCAAACUUUACAAAGACUUUGUGGCCAAUUUUACCAUGCAGGUGGAAAACAAUCUCCCAAAAGCAUACCAGGACCUUACCAGGGCUAAAGAAAUGGUGGUGGUUGUGACAGGUGUUCACAGAGGAAGUGUGAUCGUUGACUUUGAUCUGGUCAUUGCUCUGGAGGUUAAACUGUCAACCUCUGACGUGCAGAACAGUGUCAUUAAUGCGCUGAAAUUAUCUGCACUCGGAGUAGAUCUGAAUUUCACCUCAGUCAAAGAGGCAGAUGUCUGCCAACGAGGCGAUUACACAUGCUCAAAAAAUGCCAGCUGUGUCAGAGAGGGACCCUCACAUUCAUGUGAAUGUAAGGCAGGAUUCUACGACGAAAACCCAACCGUACCGGGUACUGACUGCAAGAGAAAUAUCUCUCCAGGUGCAGAUCCAUGUAAAGGCUUGUGUUCAUCAUGUGCUCAGUGUGUGGUUGGUCCUGGAGGCAGCCAUGAAUGUAGCUGCUAUCCUGGUUUGAUAGAUCAGAAUUCUGUUAAUCCUGGGAAGCUAUGCAAAGAUCCUGUCGACUGUUUUGAUCAAGAAAAUGACAUUUGCUCAUCCCAAAAUACAUGUCUUCCAUCCAAGUUUCUCUGCUCAUUGAGGAAGGUUUUCAAAUUAACAGCAGAAUUAAACUCUUGGAUCUUCAACUCCUCUCUGCACGACCCAGGGAGCGAUGCUUGGGCAUAUGCCUCUACAAAGAUCAUAAAAACUGUUGUCCCCAGAAUGCGGUUUGUUCUGUCAGAUUCAUCCUUUGACAUGACAGUGGUGGGCUUCCAGAGAGGUAGUGUGGUGGUCAGGAUGAUGUGCGGUUAUAAUGGGAAUACUACCGCUGAUGAAAGAACUCUCCAGGCCGCUCUGCAGGACACAAUCCGCAAACACUUGGACAACUCCGCCAUAGCUACCUUGAAAAGAGUUUCCCAGAUAUCAAUGGCCCCAGGAGCAGGCUGGAAAGUGGCGACAAUAGUCCUGGGAGUUCUGCUGGGCUUCACUUUGACCGUCGUGGUUGUUGUUCUGAUCAUCACCAUAGCGAGGAGAGCAGCUAGCAAGCUGACCUCAUAUAACAUCGAGCAAACAAAGCACAACAGACAAGUGGUGUCCGAUGACUACUUAGAAGGAUGUCAUUCUUAUCAGGUGUAGUUCAGGGAUUCUUAAAAAGAUGAGAUAAUCUAAACUUUUUUUCACAAAUAUAUUUGAUAAUAUUAACAGAAGUAUCAGCUAUCACACCAUGUAAAGGAACAACCUCCUAAUUCUUUAAGUGUUUCAUAAAAUGCAACUAACUUAACUCCGUCAGACACAAUAAAAGGCAUUACAAUUUUACAUUUAUUGUUGAACAAGUGUUUAAUAAAGGCCUUGAUUGUUUAAUUGUAACAUUCGAUUAUUAAAAAAUGU